Molecule: messenger RNA, 1898 nt
Organism: Periophthalmus magnuspinnatus
Lineage: Eukaryota; Metazoa; Chordata; Actinopteri; Gobiiformes; Gobiidae
Gene: pgd
Product: phosphogluconate dehydrogenase
Exons: 13
Coding region: 104-1555 (483 amino acids)
Biological process (GO): pentose-phosphate shunt, oxidative branch; pentose-phosphate shunt
Cellular component (GO): cytosol
Molecular function (GO): phosphogluconate dehydrogenase (decarboxylating) activity; NADP binding
Source: RefSeq, a predicted model, not a curated record
GCCUCAGUUCAAGGAAGUGAAAUCCUCCGCUGAGAGUGAUCACUGAUCAGUUGAACUCAUCGCUGUCAUCUGCAGACUUCAGGGAUCCUCUCCUCCGAGCACCAUGGCACAAGCAGACAUUGCCCUGAUUGGUUUGGCUGUUAUGGGCCAAAACCUCAUCAUGAACAUGAACGACCAUGGUUUUGUGGUGUGUGCCUACAACCGCACCGUGUCCAAGGUGCACGACUUCCUACAGAAUGAAGCCAAAGGCUCUAAGGUGAUCGGGGCAGAGUCACUCGAGGACAUGGUGUCAAAGCUGAAGAAGCCCAGGAGGAUCAUCCUGCUGGUGAAGGCUGGGCAGGCUGUGGAUGACUUCAUAGACAAACUGGUUCCUCUCCUUGAACCUGGAGAUAUCAUCAUCGAUGGUGGCAACUCUGAAUACAGAGACACAACUCGCCGGUGUAAAAGUCUAAAGGAGAAAAACCUGCUGUUUGUCGGCAGUGGGGUCAGCGGUGGAGAGGAGGGAGCACGAUUUGGUCCAUCUCUGAUGCCUGGUGGACACAAAGAGGCCUGGCCACACAUAAAAGAUAUUUUUCAAAGUAUUGCAGCAAAGGUCGGCACAGGAGAACCAUGUUGUGACUGGGUUGGGGAUGAAGGCGCAGGGCAUUUUGUGAAAAUGGUGCACAAUGGUAUUGAAUAUGGAGACAUGCAGCUAAUCUGUGAGGCCUACCAUCUGAUGAAGGAUGUACUGGGCAUGGACCACGAUGAGAUGGCACAGGCUUUCGACAGCUGGAACAAAACCGAGCUAGACUCCUUCCUCAUUGAGAUCACAGCCAACAUCCUCAAAUACAGAGACUCAGAUGGGAAACACCUACUGCCUAAGAUCCGAGACAGUGCAGGACAAAAGGGCACCGGGAAAUGGACAGCUAUUUCAGCUUUGGAGUAUGGCACACCUGUUACUCUCAUAGGGGAGGCUGUCUUUGCCAGAUGUCUGUCCUCUCUGAAGGAUGAGCGAGUGGAGGCCAGCCGCAGUCUCUCCGGGCCGCAGGGGGUCAAGUUCAGCGGAAACAAGGCUACUUUCCUCGAGGACAUUAGAAAGGCCCUCUACGCCUCCAAAAUCAUCUCGUACGCACAGGGCUUCAUGCUGCUCAGACAGGCCGCCAAAGAGUUCGGCUGGUCGCUGAACUACGGAGCUAUCGCCCUCAUGUGGAGAGGAGGCUGCAUCAUCCGCAGUGUGUUUUUGGGUAAAAUCAAAGAGGCGUUCGACAGAGAUUCAGACCUGCAGAAUCUGCUGCUGGACUCUUUCUUCAGUAACGCCGUUCAGGACUGUCAGGAGUCUUGGCGUCGAACGGUGAGCACAGGCGUCCAGCACGGGAUCCCAAUGCCCUGCUUCACCACAGCCCUGUCCUUUUACGACGGCUACAGACACGACAUGCUGCCAGCCAAUCUCCUCCAGGCCCAGAGAGAUUACUUUGGCGCUCACACAUAUGAGCUGCUAUCAAACCCGGGACAGUUUAUCCACACAAACUGGACAGGCCACGGCGGAAACGUCUCCUCCUCGUCCUACAACGCCUAAGGACACAACCCGCAUCAAAUUUUACGCGAAGAACGAUUUUACAUUCCGACAAAAUGCAAAAGUAUUUAAGUCUGUAAUCAACAUCUUAAUACAACGUUUUAUCCACUUCAAUUUUGUGUAACUGUAGUCUUAUUUAUGAGUCCUAGUACUUGUCCCUUCAGUGUUGUUCAGCUGAUUACACGCCUGGAUAGGGGGCAGUAGAGAGUCUCUUUUUGUGCUGAUUGCUAAAUAUAGGGGCUAAUGUUGGCCAGUCAUAUUUGGCCCAAGGUUCAAGGUGUUAGCACUGGAUUAAAGCAGCUCGUUGCACUGUACUGUAUUAGGCUAAAUAAAGAUUUCAAUCCCU